Molecule: messenger RNA, 1377 nt
Organism: Puccinia graminis f. sp. tritici CRL 75-36-700-3
Lineage: Eukaryota; Fungi; Basidiomycota; Pucciniomycetes; Pucciniales; Pucciniaceae
Exons: 5
Coding region: 53-1300 (415 amino acids)
Biological process (GO): biosynthetic process
Source: RefSeq, a predicted model, not a curated record
CCCAAGGUUGUUGUCUCACUCAACCCCCAAGAAGAAAAAAAAGGAAACAAGGAUGACGGAUAGGAGGAUAGGACUGACGACCACGAGACUACUGACAGGAGCAAUCCGACGAACUGGUUCUACUAAUCAACAACAACAACGACGACGACGGGGAUAUUCAGGACUAUCAUCGAUCGAGGAAUGUCUGGACUCAUUGAAGAGGAACGACCCAGAAUCAGUAUUACAACUUCCAUUUUGGCCUAAAGAGUCGCAACCAGGAUUCGUGGCUAUCAAGAGUUUUCAUGGCGAGAUCAACAAUAUCCCGAAUGCGGUCUCGAGAAGUCAGAAACCAUUGAUCGCCCAGAUGCGCUAUCAAUGGUGGAGAGACGCUAUCGAUUCCUGUUAUCUCUCUUCUUCCUCUUCUUCUCAGACGGUUGAUAAUAGUCCAAUCAAUCAGAUCCCUUCUAAUCAUCCUCUGAUUCAUCUCUUGAAACCGAUCAUCAAGCAACACAAAUUAUCUAAAUAUUACUUCGCCCGAAUCAUCAAUGCUUCAGAGACCCAUUAUCUAGACCGACGAUUGCCGACUCUAACAGCCCUAGCAGACCAUUCACGCUCGACGACAUAUGCGAGUCUGUCCUUACUAGCACAAUUAUUAACGAGUAGCAAGCAGUGGAAGGAGAACGGGACGAAGUUAGGAGGCGUCACAUUAGCGACGGUCGACCACAGUCUCAGCCAUCUAGCCCUCUUCCUGACCGUCGUCCGAAUCCUCAAACAAUUGCCCUACGAUAUCCGCCAUCGAGGGACACAUAGUGUGCCGCUCGAGCUCUUGGAAUGCUCCGAAGAAACCCUCUUCAGAUUCUUCAAUCCCCGUCGAACGUAUAACAAUCAUCAGUCUCUAGCGUCUUCUGAUCAGAAGGAUCUUCAUGACGCUCAGGAUUCACUCUUCAACCUGAUCUUCCUCGCCUGGUCGGAACUCGUCGCGGCCAGAGAAGUCAUCUCGCUCGAUCUGUCUCACGUCCAUUCAGACGACUUCAGGAACCAUCAGAACGCUACUCUCAUUCAAAAACACAUCCUUUCUAGUCGUAAAUCUUAUCUCCCCAAAAUCACCAUCGACCGCACACUCAUACCUCUCUUCCUCCCUGCCACUCCGGCUAGAACUCAAUUAACCAAGAUCUCAAACAUCAUUCUUAAUACUCAUAAAGCAAGACGACAAGAAGAACAAGGGAAUCUGAAGAGUCAUUUGAUUGAUAAUGUGGCACGGAAAGCCGAUUGGACGGUUCCUUUUAAGCUAUGGUUCAACUUCACAUUCAAUAAGCUUUAGUCUCUCUUCUGUUCCCUCUUUUUUUUUCUAGAAAAAAAAAUAGAAUGGUUUAGUUGAAAAGUCACUCGGGGAAUUUG